Emiliania huxleyi CCMP1516 is the source of this 749-nucleotide messenger RNA. RefSeq names its product putative death-specific protein with Ca binding EF hand domain. NCBI's taxonomy places the organism in Eukaryota, Haptophyta, Isochrysidales, Noelaerhabdaceae. The record is from RefSeq and is a predicted model, not a curated record. Gene Ontology annotation, molecular function: calcium ion binding. Gene Ontology annotation, biological process: response to high light intensity; photosynthetic electron transport in photosystem I. The transcript has 5 exons. Bases 38 to 529 code for a protein of 163 amino acids.
GUCGGACCUCGCCGUCGCCGAGAGGGUCCUCGAAGGCAUGAAGAAGAUGACCGACCCCGAUCUCUGCGUGCUGCCUCCGCCCGGCUCGUUCCCGAUCAAGACUGCGGGGGCGACCACCUCGCAAGGGAUCUUUGCACCGCUCGUCCUCGGCGCCAAGUCUGUGAUGGGCGCGCAGGAGCUCAAGGAGUUCCGCGCCUCAGUGAUCGCAAAGCACAGCAAGGUCAUCGCCGAGUUUGUCGAUACAUCCGCAUCGCCGUUCGGACAGCUCGUGCUGAAGAGCAUGUUUGAGUACGCGGACAAGGACGGGAACGGCACACUCGACCGCCAGGAGGUGCGCGAGGCGCUGCAAGACCUCGGCUUCGACUUUUUGGACGAGAAGCAGGUUGGCACGAUCGUGAAGAAGGCGGACAAGGACAAGGACGAGGUCAUCGACUUCGAGGAAUUCGUCAAGGAGACGCCAAAGGUGCUCCGCGUCAACCUCGUCAAGCUCGCCAAGAGGAACGGACAUGACCUCGGGUUUCUUGUAUGAGUGGGCGGUGAGGACGCGAGGCCAGAAAGGGGAGGGAACGAUAGCGGAUAGGAGGAAGGAGCGGCGGCUCCGUUACCGCACUAGUGGCGCGCCGACUGGCGACACGGGUGGAGCAGGGUAUGGGCUGUGUGUAUGUGGGUAUGUGGAGGUGCAUGUGUCCACAUGCGAGAGGAUGGAGAGUGUGCCCUCUCCCAAAGAGCAAGACGGACUGUGUACAAUA